Molecule: messenger RNA, 4378 nt
Organism: Rana temporaria (common frog)
Lineage: Eukaryota; Metazoa; Chordata; Amphibia; Anura; Ranidae
Gene: PIK3CD
Product: phosphatidylinositol-4,5-bisphosphate 3-kinase catalytic subunit delta
Exons: 23
Coding region: 153-3260 (1035 amino acids)
Biological process (GO): cell migration; phosphatidylinositol-3-phosphate biosynthetic process; phosphatidylinositol 3-kinase/protein kinase B signal transduction
Cellular component (GO): cytoplasm; phosphatidylinositol 3-kinase complex; plasma membrane
Molecular function (GO): 1-phosphatidylinositol-3-kinase activity; 1-phosphatidylinositol-4-phosphate 3-kinase activity
Source: RefSeq, a predicted model, not a curated record
CCGCUGUGCUGGGAAAUGCGGCCAGUGUGAGGCGGCCUGUACCGGGGAAACACCGAGCGGGUCCGGGGACCGAAGGCGGGUACAUGCCGGGGGGAACCGGGGACCGAGACACGGAGGAGGCAGGGCCGGAGGGGCGGUAGCCAGAGGGCAGGAUGCCGCCCGGAGUUUACUGCCCAGUGGACUUCUGGGCCAAGGAGGAGAAUAAAAAAAUCUUGGUGGACUUCCUGCUCCCCACUGGAAUUUACCUCCGCUUCCCUGUGCCGUGCAAUGCCAGUCUUGGAAACAUUAAGAAGUUACUAUGGGAGCAGGCGCAGCAGGAGCCGAUGUUCCACACCCUGGGGUCCCCGUCCUCCUACGUCUUUACUUGCAUCAACCAGACGGCGGAGCAGCAAGAGCUGGAAGACGAGCAGAGGCGACUUUGCGACAUUCAGCCUUUCUUACCGGUCCUGAGGCUCGUGGCCAAGGAGGGUGACCGGGCCGAGAAGCUUCUGAACUCCCAGAUCAGCCUACUCAUUAACAAAGGUCUCCAUGAUUUCGACUCCUUAAAUGACGCUGAGGUUAAUGAUUUUCGCACUAAAAUGCGCCUGUUCUGUGAGCAGAUUGCAUCGCAGCGCCAGCACAUGAACUGGGAGAUAUGGAUGGAAUCCAAUUUCCCUCUGCAGCUGGAGCCGUCCACCACCCUGUUCAGCAAGCCUUUCUCCAGCAAGACCAUCAUGAUCAACGUUAAAUUUGAGAAUAGUGAGGAAAGUUUCACCCUACAAGUCUCCCCCCGAGACCUCCCCGUCUCCGUCGUCCGGAUGGCAUUACGGAAAAAGUCCAAAGUAUCUGGUCAGCACUGUCCGGUGGGCCCUGAAGAUUACACCCUUCAGAUAAACGGCAUGUUGGACUACAUCUACGGCAACUAUCCUCUCUGCCAGUUCAAAUACAUCAACGAGUGUUUGAAGAAUAACUGGACUGCUCACCUUACCCUUGUCACCAUCACUUCCACGCUACCGGACAAGCAGGGAGAUGCCACAAUCCUUUGCCCCAGAAGCCGGCACAAACCCCCUCCGCUACCCACUAAAAAGCCGCUUCAGUGUUCCCUCUGGCCCCUGGAUAAGCCAUUUUGUUUUAAACUCUCGUACGGAAGAAAUGUUAACUCGGAUGAAGGAUUCAAGCUGCUGGUGUACUGUGGCCUAUAUCACGGCAGUGAGCUCCUGUGUAAGACCGUAGUCAGCAAUGAGGUGGACGCCUCUUCUGAGCCUCAGUGGGAGCAGAACCUGGAUUUCGAAAUCAAUGUGUGCGACCUUCCUCGUAUGACGCGUCUCAGCCUGGCUCUUUAUGCCAUCGACAAGAAGAAACCCAGGUCCGCCAAGAAGAAGUCUAAAAAGGAUUACCCCAUUGCAUGGGUGAACACCAUGCUGUUUGAUUACAAGGACAUGCUGAAGUGUGGCGAGUACUCGCUCUGUAUGUGGUCAUCUUUUCCAGAUGAGAAGGCAGAAUUGCUGAAUCCAAUGGGAACCAUACAGUGUAAUCCCAAUACUGAGAGCGCAGCCACGUUGGUGAUCAGUUUCUCCAGUAUGUCUGACUAUCCUGUCUACUACCCCUCCAUUGAGAAGCUUUUAGAACUGGGCCGUCUUGGUGAAAUUUCAAACGCCACUCAGGAUGAGCGUCAGCAGCUCCAGGAGAUCGUGGAACGGAAAGGUCAAGCUGAGCUCUACGAACACGAGAAAGAGCUGGUCUGGAAGCUGCGCCAUGAGAUUAGAGAUCGCCACCCGGAGGCCCUGCCCAAACUGCUGCUCAUCACCAAGUGGAACAAGCACGAGGACGUGGCACAGAUGGUGUUUUUACUGCAGAAUUGGCCCGAGUUGCCGGUCCUCACUGCCUUGGAGUUAUUGGACUUCAACUAUCCCGAUCGAUAUGUGGGAAUGUUCACUAUGAACUGCCUGAGGAAGCUUACGAAUGAAGAACUGUGCCAAUAUCUUCUGCAGCUGGUUCAGGUUCUCAAGUAUGAAUCUUAUCUGGACUGUGAGCUGACAAUCUUCCUGCUGGAGAGAGCUCUGAUCCACCGCAAGAUCGGCCACUUCCUGUUCUGGCACCUCCGAUCAGAGAUGCACGUCCCCGCGGUGGCCCUGAGGUUCGGUCUCAUCCUUGAAGCAUAUUGCCGGGGAAGUCUCUACCAUAUGAGGGUUCUAAUGAAGCAGGGGGACGCUCUGUCCAAGCUGAAGGGUCUCAAUGAUUUUGUGAGGUCCAGUGUCCAAAAGACAAGCAAGGCCCAGGCCAAAGAGGCAAUGCACAUGUGUUUGAGACAGGAGACCUACCUGGAGCCCCUCUCCCACCUCUAUUCUCCUCUAGACCCCAACCUCAUUCUGACAGAUGUUUGUGUGGAUCUUUGCACUUUUAUGGAAUCCAAGAUGAAGCCACUGUGGAUUGUAUACAAUAAUGAAAUGUCGGGGGGAAAUCGUGUUGGCAUCAUCUUCAAGAAUGGAGACGAUCUUCGUCAGGAUAUGCUGACGCUACAGAUGAUCCGGCUUAUGGAUGUUCUGUGGAAGAAGGAAGGGCUGGACCUCAGGGUCACACCUUACGGCUGCCUGUCGACUGGAGACAAGACCGGCCUCAUUGAAGUGGUCAUGCGUUCUGAUACGAUCGCAAACAUCCAGCGUAACAAGAGUAACAUGGCAGCUACUGCGGCCUUCAACAAGGAUGCACUUCUGAACUGGUUAAAGAGCAAGAAUCCAGGGGAUGCUCUGGAACAAGCCAUAGAGGAGUUCACACUGUCAUGUGCUGGCUACUGUGUAGCAACCUACGUCCUGGGCAUCGGGGACCGACACAGCGACAAUAUCAUGAUACGGGAAAGUGGACAGCUCUUUCACAUAGAUUUUGGCCACUUUCUGGGUAAUUUUAAGAGCAAGUUCGGCUUUAACAGGGAGCGGGUUCCCUUCAUCCUUACGUACGAUUUUGUGCACGUCAUUCAGCAAGGGAAGACCAGCAACAGCGAGAAGUUUGAGAGGUUCCGAGUAUACUGUGAAAAGGCCUACAUGAUCCUGCGAUGCCACGGCACUCUCUUCCUUAAUUUGUUUGCACUGAUGAAAGCAGCCGGUCUGCCUGAGCUCACCUGUUCCAAGGACAUCCAGUAUCUCAAGGACUCUCUAGCUUUGGGGAAAAGUGACGAUGAAGCCCUGAAACAUUUCCGGGUGAAGUUUAACGAGGCGCUGCGGGAAAGCUGGAAGACCAAAGUGAACUGGUUUGCACACACUGUGUCCAAAGAUAACAGACAGUAGGAGGGGGCGUGGCUAUAGGCUGGAUUUAAUACAAGGAUCUCUGGGGGGAGGCCCCCCCCAUUCGCCACUUGAAAAGCACUCAAAGGGGAUCGCUCGAUAAAAACAUUCUGCAAUAGACGUUCCUCUUGAAAUCUUCGGUCACGUUGGAUGGGGGACCGAUGGAGUCUACACAAGUCCAACUCGGGGAAUUAUCCGUACUGACGCCAAGCAUGGGCUCUCUAUUGUUUAUAAAGGAACAUAAAUCAUUUCAAUGCUGUGCAGUCGGCCCCCGGGGGCCCCCCGCUGUGUCAACCACAAAGCCACAAGCUGUCUUGGCAUACGAGCAUCUCAACUACGGGGAGCGACUCUGCGAUUUUUUUCCAUCUGCCACAUCGCAUGUUGGCUGCUCUAGGUCUCUCUCUGUCGUUUUUAGAGGUCUUUGCUGUCAUAAUGGACGCUGACCCUUGCUGUGGUGUAUGCUGGGAGUUGUAGUCCGUCAGCUAAUUCGUCAGCAUUGGGUGUGUGUGUCAAAACUAUCUUUCGUUCUAUCGGGCCAAGGACUCCCCAGCACUACUCCAGUGUCUGAUGUGGAGUUGGCACACAUUGCACAGCCUGUAUCUGUCUACAUUUCAGCACUGGGACUGUUUUAUUAUUAUUCCACCCUGAACUGGUAUUGCAGGGUUGGGUGGACUCUGUUGCAUUGCCUCACCCUAAUGGCUUCUUAUCUUGUGAGAUUCCAGAGGCGAGAUCCCCCCCCCCCCCAGCGUUGGUUUGUGUCUCCCACCAUCUUGUCCCUCCUGGCCCUGUCCUGGCAUUUGAGUGGUAGGGCAGGGGAUCUCGCCAGUAAAUACCCCAAGAACAUCUGAAAAGGCGGGCACGUGAUUCAGCGUGCCCACGGAGGCCGACGUAAAUACAAUUUAUCAGUUACUGAGCGGAGUAAGCCUUCAAGUCCGAGCUUGUUGCACUGUCGGUCAGUCUGGAGGACUCUGGGAAUUCGGAUCUUGCACUCAUUCAAUGUCCGAGGACCUGUCGUCGUUUUUUUCUGCUUUUUAAAUUGUCCGGACGAGAAAGCUUUUUAAGGAAGCAUUGUUGCAAUAAACGAUUCCCUGUGUAAUUAUGUUAAUAAAUGUUGUACACUG